AUGUCCCGGUGGGAUGCAGCAUUGAUACUGAUGGCGGUGCUCGGCUGGAGCGCGCUGCAAUCGACGGAGGGCUGCCCGGCGGAGGUUUGCGUGUGCAAGUGGAAAGGUGGCAAACAGACGGUAGAGUGCGGAGGGCGCUAUCUGAACCGUCUGCCGGACGGUAUGGAUCCGGGCACGCAGGUGCUCAACUUUUCCGCCAACAGUCUAACGAUACUGCAGAGCGAACGGUUCCGCAAGAUGGACCUGAUCAACCUGCAGAAGAUCUAUCUCGCCCGCAACCAGAUCGUGAAGAUACACGAUCGUGCGUUCCGCGGGCUCACCAACCUGGUGGAGCUGGAUCUCUCCGACAAUACACUGUCGGAGGUGCCGACCGAGACGUUCCAGGACUAUGCGGCCCUGAUGCGGCUCUCGCUGAGCGGCAACCCGAUCCGGGCGCUGCGUUCAAGCGCCUUCAAGCAACUGUCAUACCUUACGACGCUCGAGCUGAGCAACUGCCAGAUUGAGCUGGUCGAGGACGAAGCGUUCAUCGGCAUGGAUAACCUGGAGUGGUUGCGGUUAGACGGCAACCGCAUCACUACGAUCCGUGGUGCACACGUACUACCCGAGUCGCUGCACGGUAUCAAUCUGCAAAGUAACCGGUGGCACUGUGACUGCCACCUUACGGACGUGUACACCUGGCUGAACAGCUUCAACGUACCGCAGCGGGAGGAAAUCAAGUGUAGUGGACCACCGCGAUUGGUGGGCGAAACGGUCAAAACCCUCACGCUGGAUGAUCUCGCCUGCGUGCCGGUGGUGACACCGGAAACUUCCUACCGGGAGAUCGCCGAAGGGCGAAACAUCUCACUCGACUGUCGGAUAGCGGCCAUUCCCGAGCCGACGGUGGCGUGGCUGUUCCAGGGCCAGGUGCUACUAAACGAUAGUCUCCUUUCGCCCAACCUGCACCUGUACUACUACGUGGACGAGAUGGAUGGCGCAAAGCACAGCGAGCUGUUCAUCUACAACAUCAACGCGGACGACAAUGGGACGUACUCGUGUGUGGCCGAGAACUCGGCUGGCCGCGUGCAGACCAACUACACGCUGCACGUCAUCGUGAAGGAGGAACCGAUCGUGGAGCAGGUCACCUUCUCGGAGGAGUACUUCCUGGCGAUUGUAGCAGCCAGUGCGGCGACGGCUGUCCUACUCUCCCUACUUUGUUGUAUCGUCGCGUGCAAGUGCGCCCGAUCGCGCCGUUCGUCGGCGGGUGGCAAGAAGAGUCGCGGUUCAAAGAGUGCCUCCGAUGGGUCGGGUGCGCCCAGUCAACAAAAGUGUGCCUCCAUAACGAACGACAUCGGUGAGCCACUGACGGCGGCGAAGAUGAAUGGUGCACUCGCGCUGGGCGAUGGUGGCAAUCCGCAAGACAUUGUACUCUACCUGAACACGAAUCCGAACGGGCUGGACAAGGCGGCACUGAACAGUAUGACGGCAAUGGCGCAGUUCUGCAGUCCUCCGUCGGCGCGUAGCUAUCAGGAUCAGAACCCGGAUCUGAUAAAUGACGCCGAGAGUGGACAGCACAAGACACGACCUCGACCAGACCCGGCGGAUUCCGAUCUCGGGGAGAAGGAUUCGGACGAGCAUAGUAGCGUACAGGACGGGAGCAGCGAGGCCAGCUUCCAGCAGCAACAGCAGCAACCGGGGCCGUAUUAUCCACCGAUGAUUCUACGCGGUCCGCGGUUCGCUUCCUCCGCGCUAUCUACCUUGCCGCGCGGUGGAACAGCAUCCCUAGCAGGCAAAGACCUUUCGGCCUACCAGCAUCAGGUGGACAUCCAUCUGAGCCCCGGGUGCUUCCUCGAUCAGAACGGCUACCCGGUCGACCUAAGCCUGAUGGCAGCACCGAGUGGCCCACCUGUAAACUACUACCGUACGUUGCCGCACAAGAAGCACCAGCAGCAGCAGCAACAACAGCAGCAGGGUACGGGUAAAACGAUCGCUCGGUAUGCCAACGAUGCCGAGUUUAUGAAUCGCACACAAUCACCAGCCGCCUACCAGAUGUACGCUCCGACCGAUCUGCGGUACACGGCCGAGGGUUAUCCGCAGGGUCAGCAGAAUGACCACACCCAGUUUCCUUCACCGCCGGACGGUUACAAGGGCGAAGUGCAUCCCGUGGCCUACAUGAGCUCAACGGCGGCAACAGCGGCCGCGUUCUGCGUUGGGCCGACACCACCCCAGCAGUGGCCCACCUUCCUGCCCGGGUUCCAUCCGCAGCUCAUACCCAUCAUGGCACAGGGUGGUGGCGCACUACUCGCUUCCCCCAUGAUGGCCUCGCCGAGUGGUCCACCCCAGCAACAGCAGCAGCUCAGUAGUCCACAGACGCAGCCAGGUAGUGCGCUGAAGAAAUGUUCCGUCGGUGCGCAAACGUCCGAGCUGGACAAGGACGUCAUUCCGGAGCAGCGCGAAGAGGAGGAGGAGGAAGAGGAGGAUCCCGAGCAUGGUGGCAGUGCGGUGAAGCUGCGGCACCUGACGGGCCCGCUGGCGGACAGUCCAGACGAGGGCUACGUUGGUGAUAGUCACGAGACGAGCGACAUUUGA
This is a messenger RNA of Anopheles marshallii, 2565 nucleotides long. RefSeq lists its product as uncharacterized. NCBI's taxonomy places the organism in Eukaryota, Metazoa, Arthropoda, Insecta, Diptera, Culicidae. The record is from RefSeq and is a predicted model, not a curated record. Gene Ontology annotation, molecular function: protein binding. The transcript has a single exon. Bases 1 to 2565 code for a protein of 854 amino acids.